GUUGCGAUCCAGCAACAAGCGCGCACUGCUCCUUCUGAUGACAAUGUGACAGUGAUGGAAAUGAAAACCAGCAAGCUGCAUUGAAAGAGCGCUGGUCUCAGAAGUCUUAGAAUUUGGGCAGCUUUCCCUUCUCAAACUUUUCUGCUGCUUCAUUGCCGAAUGAAGAGGAACAGAUUCGCAACAGGGCGCAGCAUCCAUCCGACAAAUUGUUCGAUUGAGCUCCUGAUCUACAAUUCGCAGGCGAUUUGCAAGUGAGCGUUCACCAAUGGAGGCUACAGUGAAACUGUCUAGAGAAUGCUUCAGUCCUCCUUUAAGUGGUCAGACCUGUUCUGGUCAGCUUUUCAAGCAAGGAAAACGCAAGUCUUGUGCAAUACUUUCUUGGGAUCACCAGAACUCAUCAAGAAAAUUGGUUGGCACAUUUUCUGGAAGAAAUGCUUCAGCACACAGCAAAGCAGACCGGCGGGAAGUGGAGCUCAAGACUGUCAAAGCGGGCGUCUUUGAAGAUCCCGGAACACACGCGCCUGACAAGAUCUGUAGCGGUUUGCCUCCAAGCCGAAGAUCAAGAGCGUUGAGAGGGGCCCGAACAAUACAGAAGGCUCAAGCCUGUGCGGAAGGUUCUUCAAGCAAUCUGCAACCAAACGAAGGCGGGUCUUCUGGCAGCAAUCGUGCGCAACCGGGGGAGCUGCCUUCGGUUUCAGGAGGGAUUCGAAGGGGCAAUGACAACGGGAAUGGAGUGACACCAGAGUCACAAGAGGAGAAGAACCAUCGAGGAAACAUCAACUGGAGAAGGCGCGCACUCCAAGCUGUGAAAGGCGACGAGGUCCAUAUUACAGCGCCUCCGCCGGACUUUGUCUCAGACCGGCCGCAGCGGCCCUUCAGGAUCUUCCUUGUGCGGCAUGGUGAAAGCGAGGGCAACGUGGACGAGAGCAUGUACACGCGCAUCCCCGACUCCAAGAUCAGCCUCACCAAGCAAGGGAAGCAUCAGGCGGAGGAGGCCGGGCGGCAGAUCCGGGAGAUCAUUCAGGCGGGACAAGCGGAGGACGACGACAACUGGAUGGUCUACUUUUACGUGUCGCCGUACCUGCGCACGCUGCAGACGCUGCGUGGCAUCGGGGCCGCGUUCGAGCGGCGGAGGAUCGCGGGGGUGCGGGAGGAGCCGCGCCUGCGGGAGCAAGACUUUGGUAACUUUCAGGACCGAGAGAAGAUGCGCGUUGAGAAGACUAUCCGGCUGCGCUUCGGCCGCUUCUUCUACCGCUUCCCGGACGGAGAGUCCGCUGCUGACGUGUACGACCGAGUGACAGGUUUCCGAGAAACAUUGCGGACCGACAUCGACGUCGGGCGGUUCCAAAAAGAGGCGAGCCGGCGCACCAACAUGAACCUGAUCCUGGUGUCGCACGGGCUGACGCUGCGCGUGUUCCUCAUGCGUUGGUACAAGUGGACCGUGGACCAAUUUCAGGCGCUGCACAACUUUGGGAACGCAGGGUUCCUCGUCAUGGAGCUAGGGCCGGGGGGGCGGUAUAGCUUAACAGCGCACCACACGCAUGAAGAACUGGCGACGUUCGGACUCUCGCCGGACAUGAUCGCCGACCAAGAGUGGCAGGUAACGGCUCGUCCGGGUGACUUGAAUUCCGAGUGGCCAACUUCGGGGCCUAGCUUUUUCGACUACUUUGAGAACCUACAGGACGGGGAUGGGCUGAAAUAUCCUGACAGAUCCCCUCAAUUCGACAAGAUAAUCCGCGAUCUGGAGUGCCCAGCAACUCGGGAAGAACUAGAAGUAAUCAAGCAAUUUCCAACGUGACACUUGCAUUUGAGUGGUAAAGUGUGCCAGAAAGUACGUGUCUUGUUGCUUUGGCCACGUCACGUGUUGUAUAUAAACAGUAGGAAGGACUUGCUGAACAAUAAGCUUUGAUUGACAGACUUUCAUUGACAUUAGUCAUCCCGUAGGUAAACGCAUAUACUAAUAAUAAGACGCGAUUGAUAAUCAGUACGUUAUUCAAUCCAUAAAUGAUUGUCUUCACAA
Molecule: messenger RNA, 2020 nt
Organism: Klebsormidium nitens
Lineage: Eukaryota; Viridiplantae; Streptophyta; Klebsormidiophyceae; Klebsormidiales; Klebsormidiaceae
Source: the annotation of a GenBank genome assembly